UUUCAGAAAACCUGAUAAAAGCUUCGGAUUCAAAGAAGGAGAUAUUUCUGCCGCUAAACCACAAAACACGUCUAGGACCAGCACAGGAGCUCCUAGAGCUAAAGCCACUGUUGUGUUGGCCCCCACAGCUAUAACCACCCCGCCUAACACCAAAACAACAGCAGCUGCAGAUGCCACACGUAUUUUCUUUCUUCUAAUCUCUUUCUUCUUCUCUCUCUCUUUCUCUUGUUUCUCCCUCUCUGCGUCCAAUAUUUUCCUCUUUUCAUUCUUCUUCUCUUCCUCCUCCUGUUGCCUGCGUUCCUCCUCCUCUCUCAGCUUCCUCUGGGCCUUUUCGUACAUCUCAUUGGUGUAGAGAAAAAGAAUUGAUUUCAGAAUACUGCUCCUGGUUUACAAAACAAUACAUGAUCUUGCACCUCAGUACAUCACAGAUAUGCUCAUCACCUACACCCCAGCAAGAACACCGCGGUCAACAGGCAGUGGUAACUUACUCGACCUACGCAACUUACUGUGUGUGUGUGUGUGUGUGCGUGCAUGCGUGCGUGCGUGUGUGUGUGUGUGUGUGUGUGCGUCCAUGUGUGGUUGUGUGAGUGUGUGCAAAUGUAUGAGUUUAAGUGUGUAUGCAGUGAAGAUGGCAUGCAUAUAAUCGUUUACUUGCACUCAUAAAUUAAUUUCUAAUUGAUUUUUAUAGAACUGUUUUUACUUUAACUAUGUUUACCUGUUGUGAAGCACACAAAGUUGAAUUGAAUUGAAUGAAUCAAAACUGGUUUGUUAUGAAACGAUCACUGAGGAGUUCCAGCACUGUAUAACUGCAGACUGUGUCCUCCUCCUCCUCUUGGAGUGAUUUCCUGCAAGUUUCCCGAAAACAAACUGAACCUGAACACUUCAAAAACCGAAAUCCAGUAUUCAGUGGCAGUAAAUAGAGAUCUGAUCCUGACAAGUACAACAUGAAACAAGCUGCCUGUUAUAUUAAACCCUCACAUACUAUUCCAAUCCUGUACCCUCACAGUAUGUUCCGGGUCAAAAUUGCCCCUUCAAAGAGUUCAAAGAGCAGCUUUCUGUCACAGAAAGUUCUCUUGACUAGUUAGGUCAUUUUGACCUCUGUCUAGGUGUGUCUGUGUUACUGUAUGUCUGUGUGCGUGUGUGUGUGUGUGUGUGUGUGUGUGUAUUUCUGUCAAGGUAAUGAUAGUUUCAUAAUGAUUUGAAUAUAUCUUUUUGAACAACAAACCUUAUAUUGAACACUGUUGUGACUGUUUGUCACUUGUCCCACACUGCUAGAUCUAAAAUCCAUCUAAAUAUAGAUACGGGUCAAAUUUGACCCGUAACAGCCUUAGAGGGGAAAUAUUUAUAGCACAUAAACAAAAAUACACAUGAAUAUUUUUAAAUGAAUUUCAUGUAUUUUGGAUUAUUUCAGGAAAAGUCAUCAAGUUUCAGGCUUAAAAAACGAUGUUUAGGGUAUUUUUACUGCUGUUAAAGGUCAAAAUGGGUCAAAUUUGACCCGAACAGUAUGUGAGGGUUAAGUGGAAAUCUACCAAAAACAGGAAGUAGACUCAACAGUGUUGUCACUUGACUGGCUAUAUUACAGUUUUUUACAAUCGGCCUAAUACAGACUCCAAUACUUCUGACACAUUUACAAAACUGCUUACACACCAACACACCAAUAACUCACAACUGACAAAACAGCUAACUUCAUUUUCAAAAGCUCACACUGUAAACUAAACACCUACACUAGUUUUCAAAAUGCAAGAAUACACCAACACAAUACACCAGAUCAACCAAACAACAACACCAAUUCUCUUCCAUCACAAACCUGUAGUCGUCAUAUGACACUGUCAUCAAAAACACUAACACCAAUUGGUUUUACAGAAACUGCAUUAUGUUUCAGGUGUAUUUUUUUGUAAAAUUUUUUGGAGUGCUGUUUCUUAUGAAACUCUUACAGGUAUGUCGUUUAUUUUACUUAUUUAUUUAUUUUUUGCAUGCAGCAGUUAGAUUUCAAAGGCUUUAUACAUGUCAGAAAUUCUGCAAGCCUGCAAGAAAAAAGAAUCAGCGUGGAUACCAACAGAAAAAUGUGCAGAAGAAAUAUGUAGUAUAAAAAAAUAAAAAUACUAUUGUAAGGGAAAAAGACCCUAAUCUGCCCGGUCUUCUGCAUUGGGCCACAUGGCCUCAUCAACAUCACACUGGACUAACUCCUCUCCCUCCACCAACUCUUCUUCGUUCUGCCAUUCUCUAUUAUCUUGUUUCUUCAGACCCAAACCGACACCCCACACCAAACUUUACAUGUAUUAGCUGUGAUUGUACUGAGCUGCUUUGACUUCAGUUAGUUGACUAAUUUACAUCAGCUGCUUUUCAAUGACAAUAAGAAAAAACAAGAGAUGAUUUACUGUCUUUGAAUCUAUAAAGUGAACUGCUUCUCACUUCAACUUUAGCCUGUUGGUUACAUUUAGAACAGGAAGUUAUCUGUUCUGACAUACUGUGUGAAAGCUUUUGUAAAUUUGUGGGUUUAAGUCAAUUGUUUUGUCCUUGGUAGAGCUUGUUUGUUUAAGAAGUUAAAAACAUUUUGUAAAUGUGUCCACUGUACUCACUUUGUGUCAAACAAACGAGAAAUGUUUUAAUUGUAUAGGCCACCGGUGCAAACCGGUGAAGAGUUUUUGAAACGUGUCAGAGGUAUUGGAAUUUGUGAUAGGACAAUUGUAAAAAACUGUAGUAUCAACACAGUCUGAACGGCUAAAUAGAAGUUUCCUUGUAGAGCCACUAGAUGGCACUCUACUACCACUUUUUCCACACUGGUCUCAUACCAAAGCUAGAGGUAGAGGUUAAACUACAGUUAGCGUAUCGUGUGUUGUGGGGUGUGUAAAUGAAAAGUUGUCUGAUGAGAUUCCUGACAUUAAAAGGCUGUUAGGGGAGAGUUUUCUGUCAAUGACUUUGUUUUCUGUAAAGAAGUUUCUUAAGCCAACUCUGUUCUUAUUUUUGUUUGUAUAUUCUGUAUUUACAGCUUUUUGCAUCCAUUGUAAGACAUAGAAGAUAAUCCCUGUCAGCACAACUCAUCUCCCAAAGAUUAAUGUGGAAGCUCUUCUCUCAUUACUCUUAUUCCUAGAAGUAUGUACAAAUGUACCACAAACUGUUAUAAUGCUCUCCUCCAAUGGUAUUCAAUGUGUGGCGUUAUUUUAAUGGUUUAAUUUGAAUUUCUAUGGACAGAAAACGCAUUUGGGUUCUUAACUCACUCCUGUGGCCUGUUCCAAUUUUCUUAUUCAACAAAAGUAAAAACUUUAGUUAAUUGAUGUAUUUAUUUUUGUUUACUUUGCACAGACUUCAUUUAGCCAGGUGCUUUUGCUCUUAGCAGCCCCUGUAGAACCAAGCUAAAGAAGCCUUUCACAUGAGAGCUGAAACAUCUUGAAGAUUUUGAUCAAGUUCCUGCUCUUUUAUAUUUCCACAGUAUCUCAGACUGCAACAGGAGAGGGACUAUAACUUCACUUCCUUGUGUAGCUCUGUGUUCCUGACAACAAACAAACCUUUUAUUUGAUGACAAUUGGUAUAAAUGUUUGGAGCCUUAAGUUUCACUUUAGUGGAAACACUUGGAGGAGGAAGUAAGGCAGAUAAUUAAAGAAGGUGGGAGGUGAGCAAACCAACCCUGUAUAAUAGCUGAACUGAAGGAGAAAGUUCAGAUUGUUUGCUUGAAAGCUCUUAGUAUAAGUCAGCUUUCCUGGUAUUUCCCUUUUCUACAAGAUGUCUCUAAGUUCACAGGCAGGUGAGUGUCUUUAUUUAUAGUAUUCUAACAAAUCUUGGUUUGUACACAUAUAAUUUUAAGUGAUUUGCAACUCAUUGAAUUCAAACAGUUAAACUGCUUUUUUGUUUGCAGCGUCCAGCUCUCCUGUUGUCCAGGACCUGAGGAUUGUUCUGCUAGGAAAAACCGGAUCAGGGAAGAGUUCAGCAGGGAAUACCAUCACGGGGGAGAUGGUUUUUGAAGCAAUUUGUUCACCAUCUUCUGUGACAAAAACUUGUAAAAGAGUCACCUCCCAACAUGAUGACAGAACUAUCAGCAUCAUCGACACCCCUGGAAUCUUUGACACGUCCACUACAGAUGCUGAACUGAAGACAGAAAUAGAGAAUUGUAUCUGUUUGUCUGUCCCAGGACCCCAUGUGUUCCUGCUGGUGAUCAGUCUGGGUGUGCGGUUCACAGGAGAGGAGAAGACAGCUGUCAAGUGGAUCAAGGACAACUUUGGAGAGGAAGCCUCAAAGUACACACUGGUGCUUUUCACCAGGGCAGAUGCGCUUGAGCGGACGUCUAUUGAGACGUUUUUAAAUCAAAGCCCUGAGCUCAGGGAGCUCAUCAGGACCUGUAAUACCAAGUACACCGUGUUUGACAACACAUGCUUGGAUAAUCGCACUCAGGUGAAUGAUCUGUUAGAAAAGAUAGAUGAGAUAGUACAGUUAAAUGGUACGCAUUACACCAGCAGCCUUUAUGAAGAGGCCCAGAGAAAGAUGGAGUCAGAAAAGAGGUGGAAGAAGUGUGGACAAUAUGCUGCCAGUGUUGGUACAGGUCUGUUAGGAGCAGCAGCAGCAACAGCAGCUUUUCCUGCUGUAGGAGUUGCUGCAGUUGCAGAGGAAGAAGCUGUAAGGGCAGCUUUAAUGGCUGCUGGUGGAGUCAUUACACAUGCAAUUGCAAACUGGAUGAGACGUUAAAAAAGGGGAAGAGUGAAGUCAUGUCAGCAUUUUCAAAAAGAAAUGAAGUCUUGGGAUUUAUUGAUGCACAUUCAUGUUAGUCACAGCAUGCCCAUUUUUUGCCCACAAUGGCAACCCUUUAAACUGCUGAUGCUGUUAACAAUCAUCCUGUUUUAAUGAGUGUAACACUGCUGUUUGAUUGACUUGUAAAAGCUAAAUAAAAAAAAAAUGAAAGGUUUUUUUCCUGUUUUUAUUUUUUUAAAUAAAAGUUUGUAUUACUGAUAUGAAAACUACAGCAAAAACUAUGGAGCCUGGACACUGUUACCUGUCUGAGAUCAUGGAGAACUUCAUAGUUGAAUUCAUAUUGACACAAAACUGAACGGGGUCUAGUUACUGUGGUUACUUUUUUGAAGAUGGAGUCCCUCAACCUUGAAUUACAGCUGUAAGCACAUAACUUAUAAAACGAAACCUUAAGAGAACACUUUGUUUGUUAGUGAGAGGGAAAAAUGAAAACAGAACUGUUUGCCUUUCCAAGUUGCUUUCUGUUGCCAGGAAAGACUGACUUAUCCUGUUCUCAUGUCGGUCAGAGUGUAUUACCUGUAACAUGAUAGGCAUCUGGUUAGUCUAGCUGUUGCAUUAAGAGUAACUUCAGGGAAACAGCUACAGGAGUCCCCACAGGGACAGAAGCAGUAAACGUUGACUGUGCAUGGUCCUGUGAUUUGAGUUUUGGGUUGUACACAACUUGUUUCACAGUAAGGGAAGACUUACCAGAUCUUGCUUAAAAUUCUUUUUUUGCAUUUUUUUCCAUGACAAAACAUUGCCCUUCAAUGUAAAAUGAAUAACCUUUUCUAUGUUCUUUAGUGCUGAAUGGAAAAUGACAGCUGCCAUGGUUAACAAGACACGAGGAUCUCAUUCUGAGGUCUUAAAGUAAAUGCACAAAAUUUCCACCCCACAAAACUCUGCAGAAUUGAUCUGAUUACAGAAAAGAGAGCCAAGUAACUGAUGCAGCAAUGCCAUGACAUCCCCCUAACAAAGCAAAAUCAGAUUAUCAUGAGAAGGAAGAGGGGUGGAAAGGUGAGGGGAAAUGAUUUUAUGUAGUGAUAGCCUAGGUAGAGGCCUUAUCCUUGUUUUAAACCUUCCUCCUUGCUGGCUGAGUUCUGUGUUGCAGGUAUUGGGGGAGGAGCUUACAGUCA
Messenger RNA from Xyrichtys novacula (pearly razorfish), 5849 nucleotides. NCBI's taxonomy places the organism in Eukaryota, Metazoa, Chordata, Actinopteri, Labriformes, Labridae. The record is from the annotation of a GenBank genome assembly.